Aspergillus eucalypticola CBS 122712 is the source of this 1440-nucleotide messenger RNA. RefSeq names its product squalene monooxygenase erg1 (gene erg1). Gene Ontology annotation, molecular function: squalene monooxygenase activity; flavin adenine dinucleotide binding. Lineage: Eukaryota; Fungi; Ascomycota; Eurotiomycetes; Eurotiales; Aspergillaceae. The transcript is spliced from 2 exons. The record is from RefSeq and is a predicted model, not a curated record. Gene Ontology annotation, cellular component: membrane; endoplasmic reticulum. Bases 1 to 1440 code for a protein of 479 amino acids. Gene Ontology annotation, biological process: ergosterol biosynthetic process.
AUGGCCGCCGCUGUUGUCGCCAAUGGCCAUACCACCCCCUCUGCCGAUGUCGCCAAACAGCGCAGGCUAAUUCACCACCAUGCUGAUGUCGUGAUUGUGGGCGCCGGAAUACUGGGAUGUGCAUUGGCUGUGGCACUUGGAAGACAAGGGCGUAGCGUCCUGCUGCUGGAGGCGUCCAUGAAGGAGCCUGACCGGAUCGUCGGAGAAUUGCUACAGCCUGGCGGUGUUGAGGCGCUUGAGAAAUUGGGUCUUGCCGAUUGUCUGGAAGACAUUGACGCCAUCCCAGCCGAGGGCUACUAUGUGUCGUACUUUGGGAAACCCGUCUCGUUCACCUACCCCAAGCCCUCCCCGUCGUCGCCCGCCCCGCAAGGGCGUUCUUUCCACCAUGGCCGCUUCGUCAUGAAGCUGCGAGCUGCCGCGCUGGCCUGUCCCAAUGUCACGGUCGUAGAGACCAAGGCCACCGACUUGGUCACUUGCUCCCACACCAAGCAGGUUCUUGGUGUCGAGUGUGUGACCGGCGACACGAAGGAUUGCUACUUCGGCCAUCUUACGGUGGUGGCCGAUGGCUACGCCUCUAAAUUCCGCAAACAAUACCACUCCAACACCCCUAAGGUCCGGUCCAGGUUCUGGGGCUUGGAGUUGAUCGAUGCAGACCUUCCCAAGCCUUACCAUGGCCACGUCCUCCUCAGCGAUAAUGCCCCUAUCCUCGUCUAUCAGAUUGGCACCCACGAAACCCGCAUCCUCGUCGACAUCCCAGAAAACCUCCCAUCGGCCUCCGUCAAGAACGGCGGUGUCAAGAACCACCUUCGCAGCGUCGUUCUCCCGUCCCUUCCUAAAUCUAUUCAGCCUUCAUUCAUUGCUGCGUUAGACAAGGGUCAGCUGCGCUCUAUGCCGAACUCGUAUCUCCCUAGUGCGCCGAACAAGACUCCUGGUCUGGUCAUUCUAGGAGACGCGCUCAACAUGCGGCAUCCACUGACCGGUGGAGGAAUGACCGUCGCAUUCAACGACGUUGUGGUCCUACGUGACCUGCUCAGCCCGGAGAAAGUCCCCACCCUCGCUAAUCAUGAACAAGUCCUGCGACAGCUGUCCUCCUUCCACUGGCAACGGAAGAAAGCAUCCUCAGUCAUCAACAUCUUAGCGCAGGCUCUCUAUGCCCUGUUUGCUGCCAACGACGAGAAUCUGCGUGCUCUUCAACGAGGCUGCUUCCAUUACUUCGAGCUAGGAAUGACCAGCGGCCCAAUUGGUCUUUUAGGUGGGCUGAUCAAAAAGCCAGAUGUUCUGUUCUGGCAUUUCUUCAGUGUCGCCUUUCUCUCUCUCUGGCUCGUCAUCACCGAGCAUCCCUUUUACAUGCUGCCUCUAGCCUUCCUGAGAUGCAUUAUGGUUUUCUGGACCGCAUGCGUUGUGAUUUUCCCCUACAUGCUGAUAGAGGCAUUCUGCUAA